Messenger RNA from Ceratotherium simum simum (southern white rhinoceros), 773 nucleotides. It is a transcript of the gene MRPS28, whose product is annotated as mitochondrial ribosomal protein S28. Gene Ontology annotation, cellular component: mitochondrial small ribosomal subunit. The record is from RefSeq and is a predicted model, not a curated record. Lineage: Eukaryota; Metazoa; Chordata; Mammalia; Perissodactyla; Rhinocerotidae.
CGGAGAGGUCAAAAGUCAGAGGUGAAGCCGUCAUGGCGGCGCUGUGUGGGCCCCGCGCCGUGACUGCCGAGCGUCAGUUCCUGCGAGCGUUUCUCUUCUCCCGGCCCUGUCGAGGCGCAGGCACUGAGAGUGGCUCCGGGAGCGAGAGUUCUGACUCCACGGAGCCCACAACGCGCCCAGGCGGCUUCGCGAGCGCUCUGGAGCGGCACUCCGAGCUGCAGCGGAAGGCGGAGCUCGGGCGGCUGAGGGGCUCUCCGAAAAAUGUGGAAUCCUUUGCAUCUAUGCUGAGACAUUCUCCUCUUACACAGAUGGGACCUGCCAAGGAUAAACUGGUCAUUGGACGAAUCUUUCAUAUUGUGGAGAAUGAUCUUUAUAUAGAUUUUGGCGGCAAGUUUCAUUGUGUAUGUAGAAGACCAGAAGUGGAUGGAGAGAAGUACCAGAAAGGAACCCGAGUCCGGCUGCGGCUGUUAGAUCUUGAGCUCACGUCCCGGUUCCUGGGAGCAACGACAGAUGCAACCCUCCUAGAGGCCGAUGCUGUCCUCUUAGGACUGCAGGAGAGCAAAGACUCCAAAUCGAAAGAGGAGCAUCGUGAGCAGUAAAGGAACUGCGCUUAGUGCAGUCACUUCUUUUGUGUUGAACACAGAUAUCCAUCAAGAACGUGAUUAGAACAUUACAAAUAAACGAUUGAAAGAAGACAUAAUAAAGGAAAACUGUGAUUAUAGCUCUUCCUUGUUAGAAUUUUCUUUAGUUGUGUCUCCCUUCCCCCCUUUUUU